AUGCCCCACCUACUGGACGACGACGACGAUGCGUGGUCCUACUCGUUUCCACCAUCCACCGAGUCUCUCCCGUUGCCCCAGGACACCAGUCUGGGCCUGGGUGCUAAUUCGAAGCCUCUCCCAGUAGUGACCCCAGACUCCAAACUAAGGCAAGAUGACUCCAAGCCCAUCCCACACGUCAAUGGCUCCGCCCAGACGUAUGGUAGCCAGGUCGAAACGCUCAGGAAGGGCGACGUGGAAGACGCCCAGUCGCAGGCGUCUUCAGCUUCUUCUGGAAAUGGUCUUUCAGCAGCAGAACUACGCAAGAAUCGGCUCCUGGCAUUGGCGCCUAUUUCCAGAACGUCAUCACGGUCGUCCGCAUCACUCCAGUCGCCGUUCUUGGUCAAAGCUAGUCCGGCCAAUCCGCUCACAACCAAGCAGGACGCUUCGUCCAUUAUCUCAAAGGAUAACCUUGCUAGCGGGUUCGAGGCCACGCUUAGCACGAACAAUUCGGCCAGAUCCAGCUUGCUACACAACAAGAGUUACUCCACAAGCACUAACGACACGGUGACCGAGACAGAUGCCCAAACAGGCCCCAAUUCCCCCAAGAUCAUCGCAUACAGAAAGUCCAAGGGCAGGUCCAUCAGCGAGUCGUACCCAGAAAGCCCCUCGACCCCCAAGGGCCACGACUACAACCUUUACACUGACGAGACCUUCAGAGAUACCCCGUACUACUACGCCACCAUGAAGCGCAAUACCGAGUUCCAUCAGCUUUUCAGGACGUUGGACCUCACCGACCGCUUGUUGGAUGACUUCUCGUGCGCCUUGAGCAGGGAGAUCUUGCUACAAGGUAGAAUCUAUGUCAGCGAGCACUACUUGUGCUUCAACUCGAACUUGCUUGGUUGGGUGACCAACUUGGUGAUAAAAUUCGAGGAUAUAGUCAAGUUGGAGAGAAAAUCCACUGCAGGAUUAUUCCCCAACGGGAUCUCGAUUGAAACAAAAGACUCAAAACACAACUUUGCCAGUUUUUUAUCUAGGGACGUGACCUACGAUUUCAUGACCAGCAUCUGGAGCAAGUCUCGUGGAGAGCACAUCGAAACAUUGGGAGUAACUCAAGAAGAAUUGGUCCAGCAAAAGAGAGAAAAGCAACAGGAAGAUAUUCUCAAUCAGACCCCCAAAAUAGAGUCAUAUAUCAUGUCAAUUGACGGGGAUGAUGGCGAUGACGAAAACGAAGAUGUUUCAGAUGGCGAGCUAAGGGAUGGUUCAAAGGACUCACUAAGGGCGGUCGAGGAAGUUUCCACGAAGUUGUUAAAAUUCAAGCCCGAGUCUAAGUAUAAGAAUCUCGGGCCUGAUAUACAUACACCUACGGAUGCGUCCGAUGCGUUUACGAAAGAACCAAAUGAAGUGGAGCUAUGCAACGAGAUCAUCGAUGCACCCCUCGGAAUAGUGUUUGACAUCUUAUUCGGUAGUUCCAACACUUCCUUUCAUAGAAAGUUCCUUGAAACACAUGAUGGCUCCGAAAUAUCUGAAUACGAUGAGUUCCUACCCAUGCAAGAAGAUCCAACAAAAUUGGAAAGAACUUACACAUACAGAAGAGCUUUGGGCUACUCUAUAGGGCCAAAAUCAACCAAGUGUGAAGUGAGCGAAGUCAUUGAACAUCAGAACUUUACAGAUUAUAUUACUUUGCUCACUAGCACAGCAACACCUGAUGUUCCCCUGGGCCAGUCAUUUUCGGUGAAGACCAGAUACGUUUUAACAUGGGCAGAGGAAGGUAAGACUAACUUGGUAUUAUCCUUUUUCAUUUCAUGGACUGGAAGAUCAUGGAUCAAGGGAGUCAUUGAAAAACAGUCUUUGGCAGGACAAACUGCAGUCGCAAAGGAUUUGAUAAAGGAGCUUAAGAAUGAAAUAACAGCUAGCACCUACUAUGUUGAUGGCCCAACUUUGAUUAAACAGGUUGAACCUAUACCGAAGGUAAGUUCCGAAUCCACAAUCACUCCACCUAAGAAGGUCCAAGAAAAACCAGUUACAGUCAAGCACGAUAAGGACUGGAUCAAUUCAAACAGAAUUACUUUUUACAUCAUUGGAUACUUUUUCAUUUCAAUUCUUGGUUUAUUGCUAAUUUCUCAGUUGAGAAUUCUAAGGGUUCUUAAGGAAACGAACGAAUUGACGAAGAGUCAAGUUGUGUUGAACAACCAUUUGAUCCAAACGCUUGCCAAGAGCAGCGUCAAUUAUGACGACAAUGAAGACCAAUUCUGGGAAUGGGUUUUCAAAAAAUACGGCAAGAAAAUGAGCCGGAUAGAAAAAAUUCAAUUCUUGAGUUAUCAGUUGAAUAAACUUUCGCUAGAGGAACCAAAGACAGGAAGAAAAAAGAUCGUACAUGAACCAGCUACCAAGAAAGCAGGUGACACUUUUGGUGACAUUAAGCAAAAGGUUGAGGGUCUUAAUUAUCAGGGUUCUUUGUAUGUGGAAGAGAUACGAGACAUGAUCGUUGAUUUGAUUUAA
This is a messenger RNA of Suhomyces tanzawaensis NRRL Y-17324, 2481 nucleotides long. RefSeq lists its product as uncharacterized. The transcript has a single exon. Gene Ontology annotation, molecular function: sterol transfer activity; sterol binding. Gene Ontology annotation, cellular component: mitochondrion; plasma membrane; cortical endoplasmic reticulum. Lineage: Eukaryota; Fungi; Ascomycota; Pichiomycetes; Serinales; Debaryomycetaceae. The record is from RefSeq and is a predicted model, not a curated record. Gene Ontology annotation, biological process: intracellular sterol transport. Bases 1 to 2481 code for a protein of 826 amino acids.